This is a messenger RNA of Conger conger (European conger), 1101 nucleotides long. RefSeq names its product olfactory receptor 52D1-like. The transcript is spliced from 3 exons. Gene Ontology annotation, cellular component: membrane. Bases 1 to 1101 code for a protein of 366 amino acids. The record is from RefSeq and is a predicted model, not a curated record. Gene Ontology annotation, biological process: G protein-coupled receptor signaling pathway. Gene Ontology annotation, molecular function: G protein-coupled receptor activity; olfactory receptor activity. NCBI's taxonomy places the organism in Eukaryota, Metazoa, Chordata, Actinopteri, Anguilliformes, Congridae.
AUGGUGAAAUCAAUCAGAUUGAUUGCUUUUUAUGGAAUGGAAGAUCUGAAAUACCUAUAUUUUAUCACUUUCUUUUUUUUGUACUUGAUCAUUCUUGCUAUGAACUUUGUUAUAAUUGUUGUCAUUUAUGUUGACAGAGGUCUACAUGAACCAAUGCACUUAUUUUUGUGUAAUUUGGCAUUUAAUGGAUUAUAUGGGAGCACUGCUUUAUUACCACCUCUCUUGGGUACUCUGAUGUCAAACACUCAUGAAGUAUCUCUGUCCUGCUGUCAAGCACAGAUCUAUUGCUUACAAACAUAUGCAAUAGCUGAAUUUACUAUUUUAGCAGUGAUGGGUUAUGACAGGUAUGUUGCCAUUUGUUACCCCCUGCAAUAUCACAGCAUCAUGUCUUUUUCAAAAGUGUGCAUUUAUAUAGCUUUCUCAUGGCUUUAUCCACUUCUUGGCUUUUCAAUCAUUUUUGCUCUCACUUUGCAACUCAUGUUUUGUGGCAAAAUAAUAGACAAGGUGUAUUGCAUUAACUAUUCCCUCAUCAAGCUCUCCUGUGACGACACAUCAAUUGUGAACAUUGCUGGACUGGCAUCAGUUAUUGCGUAUACUGUUCCUCAGAUCACAAUGAUAGUUUACUCAUACGCACACAUUCUUAAGGUCUGUUUGCACUCCUCCAAAGAAUCACAAAUGAAAGCACUGAGGACGUGUAGCCCCCACUUAGCAGCAGUGUUAAUCUAUUCUAUCGGAUUGUUUUUUGAAAUAUGUCAAAAUAGAUUAAACAUGAAUGAUGCGCCUUACGAAACUCGUAUAUUCAUGUCCCUGUACUAUUUGAUUUUUCCUCCUUUACUAAACCCUGCAAUCUAUGGGAUCAGCAUUAAAGCCAUACGAGGUCGGAUUUUUAAAAUGUUCCACUGUGAAAUUCUGGUUCAAUAUGAUUUCACCGAUAAGGGAGGGGUCAAGGAUGUGUGUUCGGGCACCCAGGAGUUCUCCUCAGGCCCGUACUCCUCCGGGACGAACCUUCAGGAUUCGGUGGACAGUGCAGACCGGGCCGCCUUCGACAAGACGGGGGGUGGAGGUGGUUUGGCUGGAGGGCUGAGUGGGGAUGUGACAUAG